CAUCCACGACAAUCACUUUGCCCUCUGCUCUCCUCCCACCAUCCCGUAUCUUAAUACUCAGCAGUAGAUAGUGUGCCCCUUGUGCUCCACCCAACCAACUUGCACAGAUAGCAGACUUGCAAGUCAUGAGUCUCCUCAACGAUCUCGGGACCUGUCCCGCUCCCACCUCGAUCUUAACCCCAUCCUUCCCUGGUUGCCUUACUGCUCAGCCCUCCGGGCAACCUUCGCCAGUCAGUCUCGCCAUCAACCUCACCGCCUCGGUCCUCGAUGCUCGCUGGCAGACGCCAUAUGGCAAGCCUACGAAUCCGUUCGCUUCGGCUGUCCCAGAACAUGUCAUCGUCGCCCUCCCUUACAUUGGCAUCGCCGCCUUUGUCCUUACCAUCGCAUACUUUACGCUAGCUGUCACCUACUUCUCACCCUUUCAACGUCUUCAGAGGCCACCGAUGAAAGGCUUCUGGUCGCUCUUCAUGGGUCAUCUGGCUGAGAUGCAACAGUACGAGCCUGGUCAUAUCCAGAUGGAUUGGACCAACGAGUACGGCGGUGCCGUCGUCUACCGCGGCCUGCUCGGGACACCUCGAAUCCUCCUCUCAGACCCUUUGGCCCUCUCCUACGUCUUGACCAACGCCUACAACUUCCCCAAGCCAGCGGGUGCCCGGGCUGCCUUGUCGACUUUGCUCGGCGACGGUGUUCUCACUACCGAGGGACAUCAACACAAGGUACAGCGCAAGCUCGUCAAUCCCACUUUCAGUCAGAACUCCGUUCGUGCUUUCGCCCCAUUGUUCCACCGCCAUGCUCGUGCCCUCAGCGUAGUUCUCAAUCACCUUAUCAAGGCUGGGGAUCAUAGCGAGCUGGCACCCGCAAUGGGCGAAAGACGAGCUAGGAUGGCUCAGCGUGGCGUCGGCCCCGUCGUUGACAUUCUCCACUGGACUUCUCGCACCACCCUAGAUGUCAUCGGUGACGCUGCCUUCUCGUAUGACCUGCAGUCUCUCAAGGCCGGAGAGCAUGGCGGUGGUACUGCCAUUGCUGAAUCAUUCCAAGCGAUGAUGACUCGGGUGGGUCAGCUCACCAUGACCGAACGUGCUAUGCUUCACUUCGAGCAAUUUCGCAUCUUCGAUGGCUGGCGCCCUUUGCCCACUUCCUUCAACAAGGCCGCACAGCAGACUCAGAAGACUGUAGAGCAAGUUGCCGGAGUCAUGAUCGAUGACGAGAAGAGAGCUCAGGUUGUCGACGACUCUGAUCUGCUCCAGAAGCUCCUGGCACUCAACGAAGAUCCCAAAGUGGCUCCCGCUAACAAGCUCUCACGCAAUGAAGUGCUCGGACAACUCACUACGCUGAUCCUCGCCGGCCACGAAACGACUAGUACUGCUCUCACCUGGGCCCUCUGGACCUUGGCCCAUCACCCAGAGAAGCAGACUGCCCUUCGCAAGGAGAUUCGUGAGCACUGGGUCGAUGGUGAGGAAGACUUUAGCUUCGAAGAAGUCCACAACCUCGACCUUCUGGAUCGAGUCACGAGUGAAGUCCUCCGCUUACAUCCACCCGUCCACUCUACCAAUCGGGAGUCGGGACGAAAGGAUGUCAUUCCCUUGUCCAAGCCUGUCCGUCGAAUCGAUGGAACUUACGUGAACCGCAUCGCCGUCCCUAAAGGCCAGCCCAUCAUCAUCUCCAUCGUAACCUACAACCGCCGCAAGGACAUCUGGGGGGAAGACGCCGAAGAGUUCAACCCCGAUCGAUGGCUCGACUUGCCGGACACGGUCAAGAACAAUGGCAUCCCCGGCGGUCACCUCUCCUUCAUUUCGGGUCCUAGGAACUGCGUUGGAUCCAAAUUCGCCCUGACCGAGUUCAAGAUUAUCAUCAGUCACCUCUUGAGGCAGUUUGAAUUUGCGCCCUUGCCCCCUGAUUUGGCCACGAUUAGCUCGAAGCAAGUCGUGGUUACGCGACCGCGUGUCAAGGGGCUUGAGGAGAGCGGGACACAGAUGCCCCUGCGCAUCAGUCGAGUCGAGGACUGAGCAGGUGAGCUCUAAGCGAAUGCUCAGCCAUGUAGAGGAGUUCCCUGGAACGACUCGUUCUUGGCGAGCGAGCAGCACUUCCCACCGCUCCUGCACCGUCCGCUUCCCUCUCUGGAAGCCAGCUCUGGCUUUACAUCCCCCAUCACAGUCCCACACAUUCCCCCUGGCGUAGGGUUGUCCGUCCAUCCGGACUGAAAGAUCAUGUAUAUCCAAUGUUUUCCAUCACGUCACGUCACCGCGCUCGGAAAUCGUA
Microstroma glucosiphilum is the source of this 2259-nucleotide messenger RNA. Its product is annotated as cytochrome P450. NCBI's taxonomy places the organism in Eukaryota, Fungi, Basidiomycota, Exobasidiomycetes, Microstromatales, Microstromataceae. Bases 126 to 2006 code for a protein of 626 amino acids. Gene Ontology annotation, molecular function: iron ion binding; monooxygenase activity; oxidoreductase activity, acting on paired donors, with incorporation or reduction of molecular oxygen. The record is from RefSeq and is a predicted model, not a curated record. The transcript is spliced from 2 exons.